Messenger RNA from Trichobilharzia regenti, 4833 nucleotides. The record is from the annotation of a GenBank genome assembly. NCBI's taxonomy places the organism in Eukaryota, Metazoa, Platyhelminthes, Trematoda, Strigeidida, Schistosomatidae.
AUGGAGGAGAAGCUCGAGGGUCUUAUUAUGUCUCUUGCAUAUUACUGCUCAGAUGCCAAUGUUGUCAAAUGCAAGGAAGAAGACUUUCAAGCCAUACGGUGCAAUGUAAAAAAGAUUAGCUCCUUAUUAUCUUCAAGUGAAUGCCGUAAAAUGUUUUUUGAUCAUGAUUUGUACUUGGGCCAUCUGGCUUUCCUCCUACAGUUUUUGAACGACAGGAUUGUGAGGAAUCAAAUCGUUCGUAUUUUGUUCCGACUUCUCGGGAAAUCAGGAUUUCAAACUCGAGCUAUUGUGUUGAUCAAAAAAGGAAUAACAAGAGCACUGUUUCACGCUCUUUAUAUGGAGUUCUCAGAAACAGCUCCCAGUGAAGAAUUUUUAUUGAAAAUACACCAGUUACUUUGUCGAUUGGGCCCAAUGGAUAAACGUUUUGGAAUUCGUGCAAGAGUUAGUCAUUGUAUUCCAAUUACAAUCAAUUUGCUUAGAGUUCAAGUAGCUAUAUUGAGUUCAUUAACUUGUAAUUCUACCUUAUCUUUAACACUUACAAAUGGAGCCACAUCCACAUUGAAUACAAAUAUUACAUCAUAUUAUUAUAAUCAAUUAGUUAAUACACCCAAUGGUAGCAGUACUAAUACUACGACGACCACCGCCAGCACCAGCGCCUCUACUCCUCCUAAUAGUUCUACACAUUAUUCAUUACAUGGAAAUAUUGGACAAAUGAAUACUACUCUUGUAAAUAAUCUACACUUCCCGUCGUCAUCACCGUCAUCAUCAGCACCGCCAGCAGCCUCGUCCCUACUAACAGCAACACCGGCAUCAUCUUCAACUGGGCUAAUAGUUUCACCAAGUGUACAUAGAAAUUUAAGUAUUCUCUUGCAUAUAAUACGCUUAUAUGUAUCUGGAAAAUGUGGAAGUAAAAGUAAUUCAUCUAUACUGGGACGUUCUGGUGCUAUCAGUCUAGUAAUACGCCUGAUAUCACUUAUCUCUGGAUUACAUUUGUUUAAACCAAUUACACCAGAUAUAACAUCCUUACCGACAUCAUCAUCGUCGUCAGUGGGAGGAGCACCAACACCGACAACAGCUGUAACGGCAACCGCAACCACAAACACAACAAUAACUCCCGUGUUAACAUCAUCACAAAAUCAAUACAGGAUUCCUAUCAGUGUCAUGGGGAUCCCAUCAGUUACGAUAAUGAAUACGAAUACUACGGUUCCUAAUACAACGCAUACUACUUCUACUGCUACUAAUAAAACGUCUAAUUCAACGACUGGUCAUAAUUCCAAUGGACUUACCCUAUUUAUCAACUCACCAAUUAACGGGAAUCAUUGUAAGGAUAAUACUAAUGCUAAUACUAAUAUGAAUGAUAAUAAUGACCAAUCAUUAUCGAGAUCACCAAUGGUAACAAGUAACAAUAAUAAUAAUUUAAAUUCUAACCAAUCAGCAAUUAAUGGUGUGCAUAUUGGAAAUGAGAAUGGCUUGAUUGUUGGGAGUCAAGUGGUUGCAGCUGUGACUGCUAUAGCCUCAGCUGCUGCGUGUAUACAACGUUUACGCCAAAAAGAUGCCAAAUCAGCACCGACAUCAACAUCAUGUAUGUCAACAGGUAGUGUAGCUUCAAAGCUGACUACACAUUAUACUGGUGGGUUGUUGAAUUCAGCAACAGCUUUACUUUCAACUAUACCAACUUUGAUUGCUACUGGAGUGAAGCAUAAUGCUUAUUUAUUACGUGUAUUGGUGAAUACAUUACAUUGUCUUAUAAAAUGGAGACAUAAUGCUGGACGUGCUAUCAAUAAUGGAGCUGUUUCACUACUGCUAGAUCUAUUUCUCGAUGUACAUCGAUGUGAUUUAAAUUGGCGCCGAAUCGAACUACAGAAAAGUUUAUUGGCAUGUCUUCGAUGUUUAACAGUACUACGUUCUGGACGUAAAGCUGUUAUCGCCUCCGGUGGUCUGCAUGCUUUAUUCGCUGUCUGUGUUGGUUAUGUAGGACCUGAUCCACUUGGACGUAAUAAUAACCUAUUGUUAGAAAUUCAUCCACAACAAACCAAUGAGAAGACUUCACGUGGCUAUCGAAAAUUCAAUCGUAAGGAAGUGUCGGAUGGCAAUGUUAAUCUACGUGUUAGUAAGCCGCAUAAUUCUACAACACCUACAAAUAAUAAAUCACGUCAAAAGCGUACACAUAACAAUUUAGAAAAGACAGACUCAACUGUUCCAGGGAAUCGUAGUACAUCUUCUUCUGUUUUUACUAAUACUACCACUGUUGUUCAACAACGAGAUUCUCAUCAUGUAGACGAUAAUAAUGGUACAGGGCUAGUUAAAGAGAAGGAUAUUGAUAGCGUGGAGAAAAGAAGUGGUAAUAGUAGUACUAGUAAUCCUGGUAUGCACGAAAGUAAUUCUAAGGAUAUUGGCAGUACCACCACUAUUACUACUACCACUACUAAUACAGUGUUGCAAGGUGACGUGCGCGUUGACGCCGGGGAACAGAAGGAAAUCUAUUAUAGUAAAAAACUAUCUGAUCCAGUUAUUGUAUUAAUACAAACAUGUAUGCUGCUGCGUCGUUGUUUUCCAAGAAGUCGUUUACCAGUUCCUAGUGCUGAAGGUAUCCUUCGAUGUCCAUUACCUAAAGAGACUUCAAGUGCGUCAAUAUCACGUAAAAAUUCAGAACAACUGAUUCGUAAAGACACAAUGUCUACAGUGGAAACUGAAAAACCUGAUGGCGCAAAAGUUAAAUGGGAUCAAGAGAUUUCUUUAUUAUAUCAAGUUAAUUCUACUACAAAUUCAGAAAAAAGGUUGGAUGAUACACCAACACCAGCCCCACAAAAAUCUCUCAAUGACUUCAAUAAUAAACCAAAUAGUACAAAUCGUAAACAACAACAACAACAAAUUUCAUCACUUCAUACACAGAAUAAUUUCACCUUAAGUCAAUCCUUGAUUACACAAUCAACUACAACAACAACAUCAAUCGAUUAUUUAUCCAUCAAAAAUCAAUCAAUAAACAGUCUUACUGUAAUGAAGAAAAAGAUACACAAUACGAAAUUAUCAAAUGUAAAGUGUCGGAAAGCUAAAUCACAAUCUAGACUAGUUCACAGUCAGCAUCAUCAUCAACAUCAAAAUCAACAGCAUCACCGUUAUGAGAAUAAACGGAGAUCACCUUUGAAUGAGUGUACUUCCCCGAGUACAACUGCUAGACAUUUGUUGAAUAUACCGCCUUCAACUACUGCUACUACCACUGCUAGCAGUGCUACUGUUGCCUGUGUAAAUGCGUCACACGAUUGUAACAAAUCUUAUCCACGUGUGUACCUAUCGUCUACAAAACACAAAGAUUCUAAAAUUAACAAAAAGAAGUCAAGAAGUGAAAGUAAGCAUCUCUCCUCACCAAUCUAUGGGCAAAAUUCUGAUAUUUUCCCUAAUAAUAAAUCGAUUCUUAACGCAUGUAAUAAUUAUGAAUGCAUCGAUGAUAGCAACAUCUAUUCUCCAACUAAUCCUUCAAAGCAAACUAAUUUGUAUUACGCUACAAGUCGAUCAUGUACUGAAUUAACAAAUUGUACAAAAUCAGAUGGUGGUAAAUUUGAUCAUAAGUCAAAGGAGAAAUCAUCAGUUGGAAGAUUGAAGCAAAGUCGACAACCACCACCACCACAGCCACAACAACAACAACAACAAAAGAAUUCCGAUAGUUUAACAAACUACAACAAAUUACAAACUGUUUCAUGUCAAGAUGAAGAGAAAUCACCAUCACCUCAAAGAUUAGUCAGUGUCAAUCGACCAGUUGAUGCUUCCGGUGUUGUUGAUGUCGAUGAUGAACAAGAUGUUGAGGCGGAUGACGAUGAUGAUGGUGAUGAUGAUGUCAUCGAAGACGAUGAUGAUGGGGACGACGACGACGACGGUGAUGAUGAUGACAAUGGAGAUGAUGAUGAUGACGAUGUUGACAAUGAUAUGCCGACACAAUCAACUUUCAUUCAACAAUCAUUUGAAGAUUUAUUGUCAAGUCAUUUAAAAUUUUUCCCUGAAUGGUUUGAUCUUCCAGGGGAAAUGCCUAAUAAAUUGAGAAAGGAACAAGUUAAAAAACCACUGGAUAUGAAUUCUGUGAAUUGGUUAUAUGAAAUGUCCAGUCGUACUUCACAAUCCAAAAUAUCUGAUCAUACUACUACCUCCAAUGCUGGUACCAGUUCCAUGAUGAUGUCGACGACGACGACUGAUGCAUGUAAACAAGACGAGAAGAAUACAUCGAAUAAGGAUGAUACUCUGACAAAUAUGACGAAAUCUGCAACUGAAUACUUAAAUUUCACUGGUGUUGUACAAAGUUUAAUGCCAUUCCAGAUGAUUGCUUAUCCUGAUUUAAUCAAUGCCAGUGGAUCACCAGAACAUGAACCUUAUUAUACGUCGGAUGAAAUGUUUUUAUCACGUACAGAUGAUACUCAUCAUAAACCAGUCAAGGAAAACAUUAAAACCAAACUGUCUAUACCGAAACAACAACAACAACAACAACUACCAAUACGUGGUGUAACCAAAACUUUAGAAUCUUCUGAUCCUAAUAAAUUGUUGAAUAAACCAAUAACUAAUCCUAACGAUAAAAGUAAUAGUAAUCGUUUAUCACGUUUACCCUAUGAUAUGAAUGAUUUCCCGCAUACUGAAGUACUUGACGAUGUUAGACGCCUAAUUGAUCCAGAGGAUUUAAUCAAUCGAGUGGUCUACGAUUUAGACGAAUUAAUUGUCACUGUAUUGAAAGAAUAUCAGUGUAAAGAUGUGCAGACAGGACAACUACCACCAGCAAGUCUACUGUUAGUACAACAGGAUCAACAACAACAACAACGAAUAUUAUGCCUUCUCCAAAUCCCGCUUCAUUGA